Messenger RNA from Cyphellophora europaea CBS 101466, 1062 nucleotides. RefSeq names its product guanine nucleotide-binding protein subunit beta. Gene Ontology annotation, cellular component: cytoplasm; heterotrimeric G-protein complex. The transcript has 5 exons. The record is from RefSeq and is a predicted model, not a curated record. Gene Ontology annotation, molecular function: signaling receptor complex adaptor activity; protein binding. Gene Ontology annotation, biological process: G protein-coupled receptor signaling pathway. The coding region runs from base 1 to 1062 and encodes 353 amino acids. NCBI's taxonomy places the organism in Eukaryota, Fungi, Ascomycota, Eurotiomycetes, Chaetothyriales, Cyphellophoraceae.
AUGUCGGCCGAUAUGACUUCAGAACAGAUGCAGGCUAAGAUAACGGCUGCGAGGAGGGAAGCCGAGGGCCUGAAGGAUAGAAUCAAGAGAAAGAAGGAUGACCUAGCUGACACUAGCUUGAGACAAGUUGCACAGAACAAUACUGAGCCCCUACCACGCAUAGGCAUGAAGCCUCGUCGAAACCUGAAAGGUCACUUGGCUAAAAUCUACGCCAUGCACUGGUCGACGGACAGAAGACAUCUUGUCUCCGCCUCGCAAGACGGCAAGCUCAUCAUCUGGGAUGCGUACACCACCAACAAGGUCCAUGCUAUCCCUCUCCGAUCCUCUUGGGUCAUGACCUGCGCCUAUGCUCCCAGCGGAAACUUUGUCGCAUGCGGUGGUCUAGAUAACAUCUGCUCCAUCUACAAUCUGUCCACGCGCGAAGGUCCUACUCGGGUCGCAAGAGAGUUGUCAGGCCACUCUGGCUAUCUCUCCUGCUGUCGCUUCGUCAACGACCGCAAAAUCAUCACUUCUUCCGGCGAUAUGACCUGCAUGAUGUGGGAUAUUGAGACCGGCUCCAAGGUUACCGAGUUCGCCGAUCAUCUUGGCGAUGUCAUGAGCAUCAGCAUCAAUCCCACCAAUGCCAACGUCUUUGUCUCUGGCGCGUGCGAUGCCUUUGCUAAGCUUUGGGACGUUCGCACUGGCAAAGCUGUUCAGACGUUCGCCGGCCAUGAGUCUGAUAUCAACGCUAUUCAAUUCUUCCCGGAUGGCAAUGCCUUUGGCACAGGUUCCGACGAUGCUUCCUGUAGACUGUUUGACAUUCGCGCCGAUCGCGAGCUCAUGUCUUAUCAGAACGAGCAGGUUCUCUGCGGAAUCACUUCGGUUGCCUUCUCCGUUUCUGGACGCUUGCUCUUUGCUGGCUACGACGACUUCGAAUGCAAAGUUUGGGAUACGCUUCGUGGCGACAAAGUCGGCUCGCUUAGUGGCCACGAGAACCGUGUCAGCUGUCUCGGUGUUAGCAACGACGGCAUCAGCCUGUGCACCGGUUCUUGGGAUUCUCUGCUCAAGAUUUGGGCUUGGUAA